AUGGACAGUGUGUAUAAGCUCUCCCCCACAGAAAGGAUACAGCUGUUGGAGAAGGAGCUGGCGGUGAAGCUGAGUGAACUGAAGACUGAGUUGGAAGAACAAGGGCUCCCGGGAACAGCCAACAGGGUCUUCAGCUCCGUUCAGAUACCAAAGGAUGUGGCUCACUUUAGACGCGAACGGGAAGCGGCUCUGAAGAGAACCCUCCAGGUGGCUGAGUCCAAGCCCCUUGUUAUUCAGGCAGAUGUCCAGAAGAGGGAGCUAGAGAGCUGCCUACGGAGAGAGUACACGCCGGAAAACCUUCCUCUGCUUCUGUUGCAGUAUUACACAGAGAGAAUUACGCAGCUGGGCCAGAGUAAAUAUUUGCACAUGCUGAGGUGGAAGAGGCUCUGCCAGACCAGUAAGACCAUGGAAGAACUCUACCCGAUUUACAAGAAGCAAGUUGACUACAUCAUACAGGAGUUCAAUGAUUCAGUUCAGAGAGCAGAAAGACUGUCCGUCGCUAGAGAAAACUUCCUUAUGGGAAAAAACAACCGUCCUGACCUUGUGACUCUGGAAGACCUGGCGAUUUACACCAGGUGGCUAGUGUGCCACCUGCACGCUCUCAGCACCAUUCACCACUACCUGCAGGCCCUCCAGUAUUUGCCCGUCUCCAAAGAGCUGAGUCUAGCUGAUAAGCAAGUCUCUGGAUUUACUGAGGGAAAUGGAAAAGUCUGUGUCACCGACCUUAAUGCUGCAUCUCCUGGUCCUCUGGAUCCCAGUGGUUCAGGGCCAGGGAGAACAGAUGCUGCGUUUGUCUUGCCUCAGCACGUGACAGACAGGGAUGAUCUAACACCUCAGCUGAGGCGUCUCCUCUUACAUUUCCACAUCCCGUAUGAUGUGCGAAAGUUGAGGGACUCAGUCAACGAGAUGGAACUCUUUUCCUCGGUUUCUCAAAACUUCCAAAGCAUCUUCAUGGAGCAGCAGAGGAUGUGGACCUUCCCAGACUAUGAGGCUGGGAGAGGUGAAGGGCAGAACCAGAUGAUGUCAGGACCCACAACCAGCCUGAAAAAGAGAGCCACCUGGAUUCCCUUUGUGAAGGUCAAACCAAAAUGUGAUCCUUGGCAAAAGAAGAUGUUGACCAGACUCAAAGAGCAGAAAAGAACAGACGAGCUAAUGAUCCUCCAGUCAAAAGUUUUGAAGAUUUCUGAGCCCUCGCGAGUCAUGCAAGCACUCCAGGACCACGCUGCAAAGACAGUGCCUAUGGCCCUGCAUCACCCAUCCCUCCAGACUUCUCAGGACCAGCAUCCGCGCAACUAUGACCAAGUCUGGCAGAAUAUUUAUAGCAACCCCAAGCUCUACCAGGAAGACAACCUUUCAGUGGAGCCAUGCGAUGAUGACCUUGCAAAACCACAUCUCAGCCAGAGUUCUGAUGGCUCUCCCAAGCAGAAAACAGAGCCAGGAUACAGUUAUGCCAUGGCUCUGCAACUGCUGGGCUUGAGUGACGGGACUGAGCCCGACAGGAAUCCCGUCCUGAUGAGAGGGGCCUACUUAUCCUUCCUGUGUCUGCGCCACCUGCACAUCCGGGAGCUACAGCGCAUCUGUUUAGGAGUUCUUAACUUCUUCAGGUCAGUUGAGCGGACUUUGACAAUGAACACUUCAGGCCUUACCUUGCUUUCAGGAACCCUGGUCCCCACUCUGGGAGAUAGCUCUUGGGUAAAUAUAUCACAAGGAGGCUUGGGCACCUUGCAAGGCCUAGGAGCACAGCACUAUGUCCAUGGGACACCGGCUGAGUACACGGUCCGUAACAUCCAAUUCCUGGAGUUCUCGGAAGUUGAGAACCAGGAUGACUUCCACAGCACACAAGCUGGCUGCAUCCACACUCAGGACCAGCGCGGCGUAUAUGUCGUGUAUGACUGUGCCCUGCAGGACUUGAAGGAACUGGAGUCAGAGCUGCUGCUCAUCGCUAGUCAUUACAUUGAGAAGGAAAAAAGUCACAGACAGGUCAGCCAAUCAGAGGGCAGCCAGCUCCUGGGCUGGGCCCAUGCAAACGUGGACCGAUUUGCCGUGCUGUAUGACCUGUGGACCUGCGAAGCAAAUCUUCUGGAAGGCAAACGCCAGCUUCUCGAUAGUUACUUUGAAGCAUACCAGCAUACUUUGGACCCGGAAGAACGGUUUGCUUUAGCACAAGCAAUGACUGACAUUAUGCACCGUCGCCCCAAGUUUGAUCUCAGCCAAUCGUAUUUCACUAAGGCCUACCAAGAUGACUGCACCUGCCUGAGGCUUCACCUGCAGCUGGUGAGGGGCAUCCUCCGCCACCACCUGGAGCAGCAGCAGGAGUAUGUCCAGAGGCUCUGGCGAGGGGAUCAUCCCGAGGCUCACAAAACAUUUGGACUUCCCCUGAACACAAUUUGCAAGCAAUUUGUUUCCAUCGGCGACAGCUGCCCGGCUUCAGAAAAUGUUCAUCUGCUGGAGUUUCAUCCUUCCCUGGGCCUGGUUGGACUCAUCCCCAAAGCUCUGGAGCACCUGUCACGGGAGGCUCGCCACGCCCACAAGGUUGUGUCAGCCAGCGGGCUCGCCCAGCUGGAAAUACGCAUCUUACAGCUUGCCCUGGACCUGUGGCUCACCCCAGCCAAGCCGGAGGCCUUGUACAGCGCACAGCUCCAGAGAGAUCUCUUUUCAGCUAAAGUGAUGGGUGACCCCUUUCUCGUGGAAGAGGUGGGCCUGCUUGCGCUCAGGUCUGCAGUGGACAAAGAACAGAAACAAACGCUGCUCCUGGACACGUUUUCCAGACUUUUGGAACUCCUGACCCUCCGUCACCGGCUGAUAGAAAUGAGCAUGGAGAGUGCACACUUGGCUGGGCUAUAUAAGGAAUUGGCACGAGAGAUGGGUUUUGAAGAAUCCCAUUUGCAUCUGAGACCGGUUCACUUUGAGUUUGCAUCACACAAGGACAAGGUUGACCCACCCCCGCCUGUCUUCAUAACUUCUCUGCUGGAGGACAGCAGUCGGGUAGACAGAUACUGCCCCACCUCCCUCGUCUUAGCCAUCUCUGAGCUGGAUGCCAACCAAACCGGCAAGUUCAGUUUUUACACAAAAGAAGCCGUCCUCCAGCUCUUGAUCCACUCAGGAGUGGAAAAUAUGCAAGUGACCCUCGCAUGCCAAACUGCCCAGAAAAAUGCUUUGAUGGUGGCCAUUCAGCAAGCGUUCUUCUAUUGCAUCCCUGGAGCAGCCGGCCCUGUUGAUAUCAAGGAAACAAGGCCAGACCAGAGACAUCAUGGUGGAAAGAGUCCAAGCAGAGGAGAUUUCAGAACUGCAAAUGGCAAAGAGUGCUUGCUGUUAAGCCCGACUCUGAGCGCCCCAGACACCUUCACUCAUGCUUCAGAAGGAUUUAAGACUUCCAAGAGGGCUCCAGAGGUCUUCGUGUCUAUUCAACUAGAAAAGGCGGGUUUGAGGGACGUGAUGCUGAACACCUUCCUGCACAGGAAGCAGACAAUGAUGGACCAGAGAAAGAGCCCCGAUGACUUUGAAAAAGUGAAGAAGGAACUAAUAGUUGAAUAUUGCCAAAAGUUGAACCGCCGCAUGUCUCAUUCUUCCCUUCGGGGUCAGAUCAUGGCCUACUGUAAUAGUCUGAGAGUUCUGCUUGACGACUUUCCUACUAUCAGAGACACCUUCUUCAUGGUGGGACAACCAAAUGAAAAGAAGGGAUUGCAGGACUCCAGUGGGGAGUUCAAGGCGGACUCUUCUAGACAGUUUCAGCCUCGACCUAGAAGUCUGCUGUCUGCUGAUGGAAGAGUCUUCCUCAAUUUAUGGUUUAUUCCCCAUCCGUCUGAGGUGCUGUUUAUGUUCAAAACUCUGCUGGAAGAGGAAGCGUUUAGAGCUCUAAAACUGACUCUGCAGCUCGUAGCUCCUCUCCACGACAUUGUAGCCUACAUUUUCAGUUUUGCCAAACUUGGCAAUUGCCCAGCACGCUUCGACAUUCCUCUAAGUCCAAACCCUUUGAGGCGGGACUGGGGAGGAGCCGAGGGCAUUGGGAUUGAACUUCAAGAGCUGCAGAAAAUGAUUGACAGUCUCCAGAGCCCCCAGGACCCGAGCCAGGUGGCCCAGGCCCUCCUCCUCCGCAGGGAGGUGAUGCUGCUGCAGUUCGAUGCAGCCGUGCGACAUCUCCUCCGAACAUUUUUGGCAGCGGGAAAUGUUCCCGCCUACCAGUCUGUCGCAGAUGGUGCGUGCUAUGGUUUGCCACCACUCAGCAGCUCCCUCAGGAAGAGCAUCUUUUCUUCCCAGCUCAGCCUGCCCCAGCCGCUGGAUCCUCGGAGCCUCCAGGAGCUUGUGCUAUUCCCGUGGAGGGCGUUCCUGGAAGAUGGUGGACCAUUUCCUGUUAUAAGCAGCAUCCCGGGCACCCUAGAGUAUGAGAUGCAGAUGUGUCUCUGUGGGCUAAGUGACCGUGACCUCGAAGUGGCCCAUGGAGAACUGGUGGGUGUGCAGAUGCUCCUGGGAGAUGUACGGCUGGGCAGCUGUCACGUGACCAGGAAGGCUGCUACUGAAUGGCAAGCAGCACUGGACAACACACAGCCAGACUGGUCCAAACUGUCAGGACUCUGCCCAAAUCAGUUGGGAAGUCACCCAAAGGACUCUGCUUUGCUGGAAGGCCCAUGUGAUGUAGUGAUGUCCCUGGCUCUGCUGAAAUCCUUCCUCAUCUUGUGGAAGCAGCUGGAGGUGCUGAAGGAACAUUGGGGCCGACUCAAGCUUCAGGGGCAGGACAUCAACUCUGCCCCGCUCCACAGACAGUUCUCAGAGCUCUAUGAAGCUGACAUCGUCUACCCCAGCAUGAAAGCUCUAGCCAGGCAGAUGGGCAAAGAAGAUGAAUUUGAAGAACUUAUAAUAAGAAACCAGUCUAUCCUUCCCCCAAAGGGAGCCUCGGAAAUUGAAAUAAAAAGUCAGCAGCUUCAGAAACUUCUGGAAAGUUUACAAAUUCACAUGAUCCAAGAAGUAUUGAGAAAAGUUAAUAGAGAGAUGACACUGUUCCUAUCAGAAAAGUCCAAGGAGGAGUCUACCCUCCCAACAGAUCUUUGGAAACACCAAGUCAUGAAAGAAAACUUUUCAGUUGUGAGACCCCAGAUAGUCGAGAGAUUUGUACAGAGGCUAAUGGAGAAUUCCCAAGACAACGGACCCGAGAUCACUUUCCGGCGGGAGCACCUUGAAGCCUGCCUCCUCUCCUUGGGCUGUGAUGUGAUGGCAAGAGAACGCAGCAACUUUGAGACCUACUCCAUGUGUUAUGAGCAUGUCCUGCAGCAUGUCAGGCAGAAGCUUAGCCAGAAGGAGCAGGAGGUGGACUUGCUACGAAGAAGUCAAGCUCCUUCUGAAGACUGUGCUGGCCAGAUUGCAGAGCUCAGUCAUGACAUGAUUAUGGAAAUCACUGCUCUGAGAGCCCAGCUCACAGACCUGGAAGAGGAGAAUCUGAGUCUGAAAAUCCAGAUUAGAAAAGAGGUCCAGGAGGAGCACAGAGAAUUAGUGCAGGCUUUGUUUAUGACCUGCUUACACAUAAAGGAGAAGCUGGAUGAGAAUCAGUUUAAUUUGAUCCAGAAAGUAUGUGAGCUCAUUGGUGAAGUGAGAGCUGAAGGGAUUGCCAACGUGAAGCAGCUAAAGAAAGCCUGGGGCUCUGCCAGACCUGAGGGGGAAACAAAAGAGAGCACAGCCAAAGAGCAGCUGUGUGCCUUGGAGCAGGACAGCAGCAACACCCUGGCUGCUCUACUGUGCAAAGCACGGAGCCUGGGCCACUGGCGGCUGGCUGUGCAGCAGGCACACCUCAGAGGUCAGCUGAGCAGGGCAGAGAAGGAGUCUAUUCACAGCAAAAAGGAGUGCUUGAGAAUCAAGCUAAUGGCGGAGCAAGAAGUGGCUUUACUUCAUCAGCAGCUCCGGGCUUCGAGGCAAGCCCUGAGCAAAGCUCAGACUGACAACAGGAAGCUGCGGUGGCAGAAUGAUACCCAGGCUCAACUGCUGAGGGAGUUGGAACACAGAGUGACUCAAGACUCUGUCACUCGACAGCAGCUGGAUAUCAUAAAAACAUCUCGCAUGGAGAAGCUCCUUAAAGACUUGGAGCAAAAAGAACAAAAACUUCAGCUCCUGACAGAAGAGGCCGAGCGGGCUUCAAAGCGAGGCCAGCUGCAGCAGAAGAAGAUGGACAGAGACCUGAGGCAGAUGAGAAGCCGGCUUGCUCGGGAACGCAGUGUGAAGCUGGAUGCCUUCCAGCGCGUGCAGGAGCUACAGAGUCAGCUUCAUGACACCAAGCAGCCCUCAGUCCAGAUGGGCUCCCCAGUCGGGCUUAGAUCCCGGACCCACUGCUCCCUAAGUUCUGCUUCAACAUUGUCAAGAUAUUCUCACCAACAUUUUUCAAAGACGCAUUUUAUGGGCAGUAAAAUGACAAGAAGGAUUCAAAGACCAAAGACUGUACCAGUUAAGCAUGACAGAGGGACUGAGGAUGGUUCUCUACCCAGUGUGGCAGAAAAUGUUCAACUUGCAACUUUACAAGCCAAAACAGCUCCAUCUGGGAUUUCAUUCAGACCUGAAAGCUUUUCUUCCUAGUGUGUGACAGUCAGCCCUGAAGGACCGAGAUGAACUCAUCUUGAGUGUCCCUCCCUCAUGAAGCCAGCUUUGGUCCCAGAUCUGAAAGCAUUCAGGCUUUGGUUUGCAUUCUACAAGCUGUUUCUGGCUACUGGCAGCCCAGCAGUCUCUCUCAGUUUGAAUUUUGAGUAACAAGGUAGGGAGGGAGGGUCAUGAUAGUGGACUUUAGUGCUGACUUGUCUUUACUAAGACAUGAAGACCCAGGACUGGAAAGCUGGCUUAUCUGGUAAGAGUGCUGGCCCCUCCCAGGACCCCUGUUUAGUCCCAGCUCCUACCUGUAACUCUAGUUCCAGGGGAUCUGAUGUUCU
This is a messenger RNA of Arvicanthis niloticus (Nile rat), 6902 nucleotides long. Lineage: Eukaryota; Metazoa; Chordata; Mammalia; Rodentia; Muridae. The record is from RefSeq and is a predicted model, not a curated record.